UGACAAAUGUCACAAUAUAAAAUAUAAAAUGGUUGGUGGUUAUCGGCGUUUCACAGGAAAGUUUGAUUAAAUCGAUGAAUAAAUUAUCUUUUUAUUCAAUAUAUGAAAUACACAGCAAAAACAUUUAAUUUUUCCUGAUUUACUGGUAUAUUUGCGAAUGUUAACAAAUAACUUCUGUAGUGAAUUGUCUUUUAGUGUUUUUUAGUUGGAAAUAAAGAUUAAAAUACAUAAUCUACAAGAAUUUUUCGGGAGUAAAAUUGUGGAUAAAUCCUCAGUUCUGGUGUAUGGAGUUUUAAUAAAAGUGAUGAUGGGCAACAUCUAAUUGUGAAGAUACGAUAACCACAGAAGAAGACAAAAAUGUCUUUCAACAGAGGGGGUUACUCGCGGGGAAGGUCUCGCGGUACAGGCUUUGAAAGGGGAAGAAGUGAUAGAGGUUACAUACCUCGUGAAGCAGAAGAGCGCAGUCGACCAUAUGGUUCUGGUAGCGAAAAACGUGAAACAAUGCCUGAGGCCAGAGGGUACAACUCUUUUAAUUCUGGCACAGAUAACAGGAAGUACAGCUAUUCUAAUCCUGCUACAGAUAGCAGAAAUCCAUCUCGUGGAAGAGAUAUAGAUGAAGGGCGAAGGGAGUCUAAUAUUUCUCGUAAAAGAAGUCCUUAUGAUCAAGAUCGAGCUUCGCAUUCUUAUAGGGAACGUGAUUCUCGCGAAAGAAAUACUUUUGCCAGUGAAAGAAAGCCUUUUACUAGUGAACGAAAGGAAACCUAUCGUGAAACUCGAGGAAGAAGCCCCUUCGGCCGUGAAACAAGUCCACUGCAUCGUGGAGUCCGCGAAAGAAGUCCCUUCAGAGGUCAAAGAAAUGAAAUUCACCGUAAUACCCGCGAGAGAAGUCCAUUGCAUCGUGAAACUCGGGGAAGAAGCCCUUUUGGUCGUGAAAGAAGUCCAAUGCAUCGUGAAAUCCGCGAAAGAAGUCCCUUCAGAGGUCAAAGACAUGACAGUCGCAGUAAUGCCCGUGGAAGAAGUCCAUUCAGCAAUGAGAGAAGUCAAAUCCAGAAAGAAACCCGUAGGAGAAGUCCUAAUGGUUCUGUCAGCGACAGGAGUCAAUUUCAUCACGAAAACCGAGUAACAAAUACUUUUGCAAGUGAACGAAGUCCGUUGCAUAGUGAAAGGAACCGAGGAAAUUCUUCAAGGGAAAGGACACAAUUUCAUCGUGAAACCUUUGAAACGAACCCUUUCGCAAGUGAAAGGGCUGCUUUCAGUAAUGAAGGCAGUCAAUCAUAUCCUGGAUCUGUUGGACAAAGUUCUUUCAGUCAGUCAUAUCCUGAAACUUUUGGACAAAGUUCUUACAGUCAGUCGUAUCCUGAAACUUUUGGACAAAGUUCGUAUGGUAGUGUUAAUCCUUUUACUAGCGAACAAAGGCAAUUGCCUUAUGGAAACCAGGAACGAAACCCUUUCCCAAGUGGUAUUAGUAAUACGCAUGGUGAAAACCAAGGAAGAAAUCCUUUCGUCAAUGAAAGAAAUCAAUUUCAACCUAAAAUUGAUGAACUAGGUUCUAUCAGCAGCAAGAAAGAUCAAUUGCAUGGCGAAUCAACUUUUAACGAAGAGGAUGAUGAGGAGGACGAUUUUAACGAUGAGGAGUUAACUACAUCACAAGGUGUUGAAGGAUGUUCAAACGACUACCUUUCUAAUUUUAUGAUUGUAGACGAGGACAUCGUAAGAAAGACAGUGGUAGUUCCUGUAGAAUAUCCAGAAGUACGAUUGUCGAAAUUUGACAUGACAGUUCUAAAAGCUUUAUUAAAUACAAACAUUGCACAUAUGGCCGAGAAAGGUAUUGUAGGGCUAAGCAUUGAACGUGCUAUUAAUCGCAAAGGAGCAUGCGUCAUCACAUGUAAAGAUCCGUAUACAAAAGAGUGGUUAGAUGCUCUAAUCCCUCAGUUAAAGACUAGCAGUGGUAAAAGCCUAAGAACUGGACAUCUCAGGGAAACACUCUGGUCGGGAGUUAGAGCCACCUUGUGGCUUCCUAAAGCAGAUGGUGCAAACGCUGACAUUAUUAUUAAAAAAUUGGGAAAAGAAAAUCCCGGUCUAGACACCAGACAUUGGAUUAUAAAAAAGAGGAAGAAGAAAAAGAAUGGUCUACUUUUAUAUAUAAACGAGAACGAUGUCGUUAAUCUGCAAAAAUUCAACAUGCAACCUCUAUUGGAUGGUAAAAAAGUGAGAAUAUCAGUCUAUACUCCCAGAUUAUAAACUAGAUGUUCUCGGAUUAAUUGAUAAAAUAAAAUGGCAGUUGCCUUCUCCAACAAGAUGUAUGGAACCAUAGAGUAGAGUUUUAAUAGAUCAUUGUAUUUCAAGACAAAAAAAAGUUGGUUUUUUUUAUAUAAAAAUAAUAAUUGUAUUACAUAAUAUGUUGUAAAAUUCGUAUCUAUUCACAUUGUAUUUAUAUAUAAAUAAAGAAGGUAGCAGCAGAAAA
This is a messenger RNA of Diabrotica virgifera virgifera (western corn rootworm), 2464 nucleotides long. Its product is annotated as serine/arginine repetitive matrix protein 2. The record is from RefSeq and is a predicted model, not a curated record. The coding region runs from base 358 to 2241 and encodes 627 amino acids. The transcript has 3 exons. Lineage: Eukaryota; Metazoa; Arthropoda; Insecta; Coleoptera; Chrysomelidae.